Molecule: messenger RNA, 710 nt
Organism: Effrenium voratum
Lineage: Eukaryota; Dinophyceae; Suessiales; Symbiodiniaceae
Source: the annotation of a GenBank genome assembly
UCGGCUGGCCGCGUUUUCAUCCGCCAAAGCGGAAACAGCUUUUUUCGAGUGCCAUGGGCAGUCGCUGGGCUUCGAUGGCAGCGAAGGGCCAGCUGCUCUACCUCCCCGGGUGCGGGUCCCUGCCCGGCGGCCGCAAGGAGCGGUUUCUGCAGGCCUACGCUGCCCGCCACAGCCACCGCUUGUGCUGCGUGGAGUAUUCAAAGCCUUUGGGCUCUGAAGAGGCGCUGGCGCCAGAGGAGCUCAGCAGCCUGCACGCCUGCUUGGAGGAUGCAAAAGCGGCGCCGCAAGCCUCGGUGGUUGUGGCAGCGUCCAUGGGCGCCUGGGUCGCGGCGGGCCUCGCCGCGGAGGCGCUGCUGCUGCUGGCGCCCAGCGGGCCCUCCACGGCGGCACGGGCGCGCCCAGGGAAGGCGCCAGGCACUUGCAUCCUGCCCUCCGAGCACUCUACGAGCGGCGGCUAUGUGAUCAACUCGGUGGUGCCUAAGGAAUUGCAGGAGCACAGCAUCGCCGCCCGAGUGCCGGCAUCAUUCAUGGUGACAAGGACGAGGCCGUGCCGAUUGAAGACUCGGAGGUGCUGCUCGAGAGUCUUCAGAAGCGCGGCGUGCAGGCCUCGUUGCGUCGAGUGCCGGGGGGCGACCACCGCCUCUCCUCGGAGCCCGAGCUGCGGAUCCUGGAGGAGGAGCUUGAUCAGCUGAUCGCUGGCAUCCAGUUGC